AAGCGCGUCGAUCCGGUGCCCAUGAUUUUCUUUCGCCGACAGACUCGAUCGUGAAAACUCGUACAAGAUGGGCAAGGCCACCGGAGUGUUCGUCUUUUGCGUCGCUGCAGUAGCCAUGAUUGCGAUCAGCGAAGUACCAAUCGCCACAGAAGCGUUCUUAGAGCCAUUCGCUAGCCACUUGAUAGCGAAAAAAAUGAUACUCAAACACGGACUCGCCGCACCUCCUGCUGCAGCAACCGGCCAAACGCAGUACAUUUAUUACGGUGGGCAAUACCAACACCAGCCACAGCCGCGGCCGUCACCCCCGCAGCUCAGUGUCAGCUAUCUAGCGUAUGGCCCUCAAACUACCAGCUACCCUGCGUACGGUCCUCAGACGUCCAGUUACCCGUCUUACGGACCUCAAACAUCCAGUAGUUAUCCAUCCUACGGUCAACAAACUAACGGAUAUUCGGCGUACGGCCAAGCCAGUUACAGUGGAUACAACGAACAGGUUGCACCCGUCGUCAAACCGGCAUCGCCACCGUCCGGAUGUCCACCGGCUAGCCAGCCGAGCACACAGGUCGACUACUCCAACUACGCCGUACACGGUGGACACGGUUUCGGCAGCUACGGCAACAACGGGGGUUACGGAAAAUGAUAUAGGCAGACAGACCACAAUAAUAAUAAUAGUAUAAUAGUAAUAAAAAUACCACCAAUGUAUUAUUGACUAUGUAAGUUUAAAGAAUUAAAAAUUAAUUUAAUAGUAAAAAAAUGACAAUGUACAAA
Melanaphis sacchari is the source of this 765-nucleotide messenger RNA. RefSeq names its product RNA-binding protein FUS-like. The transcript is spliced from 2 exons. NCBI's taxonomy places the organism in Eukaryota, Metazoa, Arthropoda, Insecta, Hemiptera, Aphididae. The coding region runs from base 68 to 637 and encodes 189 amino acids. The record is from RefSeq and is a predicted model, not a curated record.